UAAUGUUUUCGGGUUGUAUGAAAAAUUUUCGUUGAUAGUGCGUUGCAAAUCGACAAAAUGGCCAAAACCGGACCAGCACCAAUUGAUACUCAGGAAUUUCAGUUUAAAUUACACAGUCGCUUUAAAGUGUAUGAUUAUAAGGAUGGAGGAUCUUUUACCACCGCAUGCAAUUUAGUUGCAGCAGCAAGUCGAUAUGGGUUAAUAUUUUUUGGUUCAAAUGAUGCCUAUUUUGAAGUAAUUCAGCUGAAGACUAUUGAAGGUGCUAGUUUGAAAGAUGGUGAAAAUAAAAAUUAUGAGCGAAGAACAGUUUUUUUACCUUCACAUCCACACUUUCUGUCUGUUAAUUGUGAUAACACAAAACUUGCUGUUGUAGUUAAAAAGGAUGAUUGUCCAGUUUGUUUGUUCUAUGAUGUUUGUUCAUUUGUAAAAAAUGAUAUUUUAGUUGUGAACGAAGUAAGAUUGUCAGCCAGUCCCAAUGUUAGUAUCACUGAUGUCUCCUGGAAUCCAGCAAUACCAGGAAUAUUUUCUGCAUGCAAAAAUGAUGGAACAUUGGGUGUUUAUGAAUUCAAGGAGACUGGAAUUGAAAUAAAAGAGUUACCCAGUGAUGCACAUGCCACUUGUAUGUGUUGGAGUCCUAAAGGAAAACAGAUUGCAAUAGGAGAUCAAAUGGGAAAAAUAACACAAUAUAAACCAGACCUGAAGGCAGCCAGGAUAAUUGAAGCUCCUAAUUUAAACUGUGUUCAUACAGUAGUUAGCCUUCAGUGGAUAUCUAAUUUUCAGUUCAUGGCCAUGUAUAAGCCUGUAGAACCUGAUUCCCAGUCAUUGUUAAUGGUAGUGGAUGCACCUAAAGCUGAACCAAUUUCUUACACAAAUUAUGAAGAUAUUUGUUAUAGUAAUGGGACAACAAGACCUUCACAGUUUUAUAUGAUACAUAUUUCUCAAUGGAAUGUUGUAAUGGUUUCAUCAUCAAAUAGUAUGGAAAUAGGUGUGAUGGGUUUUGAAAAGAAUCAUUGGAUUCAAUGGCUUUUGGACGAUUCUAGUCGAGCAGAGCUACCUUUAAGCAGUAACCGCCAAGAUACUCUUCCAGUAGGCAUGGUUUUAGAUACAGGGUCUACCGAACCUGUAAUAUUUGGAGAAAACACAUUACCUCCAGCGCCUUAUUUGUUUCUUAUGUCACAUCACGGACUAGUGGUAUGCUUUAAAGUGUUGAACCUGAAAACAGGGGCACCUACUCUCUGUUCUCCACCUGACAAUUUACCCGAUUUAUCUGGACUUCAUCAUUUUAAACAAACGUCUACUACUGUGCCUACUUCUAUAAUUCAAACAAAACCAAAAAAGGAGAUCGCUCCAGGUAUUACUACGGUAAUACAAACUCCAUUUAGUUUCACUCCCAGUGUUACGUCUGGUAUUCCGGCUAGUUCUGUUAUUACAACACCUUUCAUAUUUUCCCCACAAAAUCAAAUUACAGUUAAAGAUCAUACAGAAACUGCACGUACAGCUUUUGAAAAACCUGUUCUACCUACUUUUACAGAAAAUACUGUAACCAUUAAAAAAGUAGAGCCUCUAGUUCAGCAAUCAUUAUUUAAUAUUCAAAAACCACAAGGACCUUUUACUCCACCACUGACAGGUGCAGAAAGUGUUUUAAAAUCUCAGAAUAGCUUAAGUAUUGGUCAAACUUCAGGACUUUUUGGAAAUUCUACUUUUGUACCAGCUCCUAAAUUUCAAGAGAGCAGUUCUCAGGUUAAGGAUACUGUAACUUCUAAAUGUGCAACGCCUCCCACAGCGAUUUCUAAAACGACAUCGAUUUCUAGAAAGUCUGGUGAAAUUAAACAAGACAAAGUUCCACCAACUGAUAAAAUAAUAGUAGAAAAUGUAUACGAAUCACAAGAAGAUACAGAAGCUCUUGUUGGAAAAAUGGUUAGAGAAGAAUGCGAAUUUUUGGAGGCAGAAUUGAAAGUUUUACUUCAUAGGGCACGCCAAAUAAAAGUCAAUCUGGGAACGGAAGACGAAAUCGCGCGUAUGUUACAACAGACAGAUUCGUUGCAUGAAUUUGUUUCAGAAGUAACAGAGAAUACUGCUUCUCAAGCAGCCGAAGUACAUCACUUGAAGCAGUUGGUUAUUCAAGGCUGGAUUUGGUAUGAAGAAGCCCAGUCGCGUUUUGCAGCCUCAAAGGACCCUACAAUGAACCUUCUUCAGCGUUCACAACCUUUAGACCCGGCUUCAAAAAAGCAAUUAGAUGACAUUCGCCAACUAUUAUACUAUUUAGAAACACAGUUAGUACAGGCUAGUGGAGCUCUAGAUGAAAGAUGGGAAACAUUUCAAGAUUCCUGUCGAAAAACGUUGAGACUAAGAAUACCUACUUUAGAAAACGUUUUUCAAACUAUGGUUAAACAAAAUGGAACUCUAAUGAAACAGAAAUACAUAUUAAAAGACAUCGCUAAUAGAAUCCAUUCCUUUCGUAGUAAAAGUAAAGGCUCUGCUCUUUUGCUCUCUCUGGAUAAUGUGGAGACAUUAAAAAAUCAAUUAGAAACUUUGCAACUUCAACCCCAUAGUUUGCAAGAAAUGCAGUACGAAAGAAUUGUGAGGAAGCAAGAAAACUUUACCGCCUCCAAAAUUGAAAAAUUGAAAAAUCAUCUGAAAAGUCAAAAAGUAGCCCAUGUAGCUGUUAAUAAGCCACAAUUGUCUGGAUCAUUUAUGCAAACCUUAAUGGAACGAAGUACAAAUGAAAAACAGAAGGCAGAAGUGUGUAGGACUUUGUUUCCUGAAAAGGUGACGACACUUCUAGGUGCUGGAGUUUCUCCCAUUCCAGCUGAAAAAGAGGCUCCCGUAAACUACUCUCCAAUUCAGUCGACACCUAAAAUGGAUCCAGCCACGCUCCGGGCCAAAGUCAUUCCAACGGCUCAAUUAAUCUUCUCACCCGUCACAAAAUCUACAGAUUUGCAGACGUCAACAUUUAAAUUUUCAACAACGAAACCACCCUCAGAACAAAUAAUCAGUGGCUUCAAAUUAGCUUCAGACAAAGGUUUUUCAACAUUCAAUACAACCACAACUGUUAAUAACAUCACUGUCCCAACUACAAAUAAGGUGUUUGUUGAGAGUUCUCAAGCCACAUCGAAAUCUAACAAUGUCCCGCCGAUAGCUCAAAGUUCGAAAAUAAUUACGUUUGGAGCUCCAUCGUUUUCAUCAACAACAACAAGUAUUACUAGUUUGGGAAAUGUCCCUUUGUUCGUUUCUUCUGCCCCUAUGUCUUCUGGAAUUUUUAUAUUACCUAAAACUACUUCAGCAGUUAGCGAAACUAAAUCCGGAACAGAGUCGAAGAAAGAGGUUAUUCUUCCUUUCACUUCAAAGCCGGCUUCAUUGUCUGGUUUCACAUUUGGCAGUGCUUUUGCACCCACCACCGACAGCGCAAACGUAUUUACUGCAAAAGGUGGAUCUCUAUUUGGCUCUACAAGUAUAACACCCAUACAACCUCCAAAAACAACAAUUAGUGCUAAUGCUGCUUCUGCCACCACUACUACAACUACAGGAUUUAAUUUCACUAUUACGCCUAAAUCUUCUUGUGUAAUUCCAUCGAGUGAAGCAAAUAAAACUCCUGUGUCUUUAAUUCCAUCUAAUGCGUCUACUUCGACAGGAAUCAGUUUUAAUGUCCCUGCUUUUAGUUUACAAUCCCCUGCUAGUACAACAAAUAAAUCUUCUGACACACCCGAAAUGUCUAAACCAUUUCAAAUAUCAAGCUCACUAACCAAAUCUGAGCCUGUGACCACUUCUAGCGCUUUUACCCAGCCGUUUUCUUUUUCUUCUCCUAAUUUGGGUAACGUAUUCACUAGCAAGACCACUUCAUCAACGGAAACCACGUCGUCUUCCCUAGGAUCGGGGCUACUUGAAGUUAAUGCGAGUUUGCCUGUUUCUUCAAUAGAAGCUCCUGAAACUGCAAUUGUGCCAAUUAAUGAGGUCUCAACAUCUACUGUCACGUUAAAUAUAGGCGAAGAAAAGAAAAUACAAUCUACAGUGUUUGGUGGGACAGUUACGUCGGUAACUGAUUCAUUAACAAAAAGCAUAGCUGCAGUUGAAAAACCAGAAACAGUUGUGUCUUCUUCCAUGCUAAAUAAUUCCAUGAUUGUCAGUUCAAGCCAAGACUUCACAUCAAAAGCACUUACAGUUACCACUUCGACCCCUUCGUUGCUAACUCCAGCAUCAUCUGCUCCCCAACCGAUAACGUUUGGUGUUAUUGAAACAUCUUCUCCAAUAACAGCAUCAACACCAUAUAAAGCUGUAUCAUCUGUAAUUGAGAGCUCAAAAGAUACUGUAUCAGCACUUUCACAAACGUCUCAGUCAUCUGGAUUUGCAACUCAGUCACCAACACCAACUCCAGCUUUUGGUUCGAUGCUGGCAUUUGAUUCUAAACCUCUCUUUGGAACAACUGCUGCUACAACAGCUACUACUCAAACUACAUCAUCAAAUGUGUUUGGAACUACAUUUGGAAAUGCUCAGGCGCCUUUCGGCGCCUCAGUUACUAGCAGUGGUGGUGGUGGUAGUAACAUUUUUGGUGGAGUUCCUGCUACAACCAGUACUAGUUUCACAACGAACGGGUCAAUAUUUGGAGCACAAACAGCUAAUGCCACAAGUCCAUUUGCGGUUAGUAGUACAACGCAAAGCAUUUUUGGCACACCAGCUUCUGUGCAACCCGUUUUUGGAUCGCCUGCCACCACUCAAUCUAUUUUUGGUUCAUCAAACACUCCUACAGGAAACAUUUUUGGAACAACAACGAAUACACAGAGUGUUUUUGGUACAGCAGCCCCAGUAACAACACAAAAUGCUUUUGGAACACCUACAUCAAGUAUAUUUGGAGGAUCAAGUGGCUUUGGUAGUGGAACGACCCCUGUUAGUAUAACUCCGAGCGUUUUUGGAACUCCAUCAUCAACCCAAAGUGUGUUCGGGACUUCUGCUCCUGUCGCUUCACAAUCGUCCUUUAAUUUUGCUUCAGCUGCUGCUAAUAUACCCAGUACUACUUCGGCAUUCGGAUUUGCUCAAAAGCCGGUUUUUGAAAGUAAUUUUGGAAGUACGAAUACUACUGCUAAUGCCAAUUCGUUUAGUUUUGGAAAUGUGAAUUUAGGAACAACCACUUCAACUAGUGGCUUUGGUUCGCCAGCUUUUGGACAAACCCAGAAUCCAUUUGCAGCCAAACCCACUGAACAAAAACCUGUUUUUGGUGGUGGUGGCAGCUUAUUUGGAAAACCGGCUGCAACUACGGCCACAUCUUCAAUUUUUGGCGGGGGAAGCUCGUCUACAGCAUUCGGCUCAUCUGGUUUUAAUCAGCCGCAAUCGUCUAAUUUUGGUUCAAGUUCAGCUUUUGGUCAACCCGCAUUUGGCCAAAGUACUUUCGGUAGCAGCAACUUUGGGGGAAGUCCUCAACCGACUGGUGCAUUUAGUGGUGGUACGAGUGGCUCGGUAGGUCAGACCGGUUUUGGUUUUAAUCAACAAGCAAAGCCAGCAUUUGGAAGUGGUCCCGUUUUUGGUUCACCUCCUGCUUUCGGUGGAGCCCCCACGUUUGGUAGCUCACCCGUUUUCGGGGGAUCUCCCGGUUUUGGUGGUACUUCUAAAGUUUUUGGAUUGACUUCGCCUACUCCGGGAUUUGGAUCGACAACUCAGCAAAAUCCAACAUUUGCCAACAUGGCCAAUCAAAAUAUUGGAUUUGGAGCUUUAGCCCAGAUGAGUUCUACAACAUCCACGGCUCCCAGUUUUUCAGGAGGAUCUUCGUUUUCAUCUUGGCGUUAAACUGGAUAAUUAUCAAAAAGGUAAAUAAUAAUUUUUCAUUUUCCUCGAGAGUUUGUGUAAAUAAUUACCAAUUAAUUAAUAAAAUGUUGCAUUGAAAGUCA
Molecule: messenger RNA, 5876 nt
Organism: Agrilus planipennis (emerald ash borer)
Lineage: Eukaryota; Metazoa; Arthropoda; Insecta; Coleoptera; Buprestidae
Gene: Nup214
Product: nuclear pore complex protein Nup214
Exons: 12
Coding region: 58-5775 (1905 amino acids)
Biological process (GO): protein import into nucleus; RNA export from nucleus
Cellular component (GO): nuclear pore
Molecular function (GO): structural constituent of nuclear pore; protein binding
Source: RefSeq, a predicted model, not a curated record